Arachis duranensis is the source of this 1037-nucleotide messenger RNA. RefSeq names its product pathogenesis-related protein 1C. NCBI's taxonomy places the organism in Eukaryota, Viridiplantae, Streptophyta, Magnoliopsida, Fabales, Fabaceae. The transcript has a single exon. Gene Ontology annotation, cellular component: extracellular region. The record is from RefSeq and is a predicted model, not a curated record. The coding region runs from base 108 to 590 and encodes 160 amino acids.
UUUCAUCAAAUAAAUAAACACUUACAUUAGCUUCCCACUUAACAUUUCUCUAUACAUACAUCACUGAAUUAAUUAAUUAAGUAGUUGUUAUUACUAUUCACCAAAACAUGGCUUCAUUCUCUGUUGUGUUGUGUGUGUUAGGGUUAGUGAUUGUGGGUCACGUGGCCUAUGCUCAAGACUCACAACAAGACUACCUUGAUGCUCACGACGCAGCAAGAUCCGAGGUUGGUGUUCCAAACUUGUCUUGGGAUGACACCGUUGCAGCCUAUGCACAAAACUACGCCAAUCAGCGCAAAGGCGAUUGCCAAUUGGUUCAUUCCGGUGGCCAAUAUGGGGAGAACCUUGCAUGGAGCAGCGGUGACCUUUCCGGCACGGCUGCCGUGCAAUUGUGGGUGGACGAAAAGCAAUACUAUGACUACGAUUCCAACAGCUGUGCGAGUGGCCAAGUCUGCGGCCACUACACACAGGUGGUUUGGCGCAACUCGGUAAGACUUGGUUGCGCCAAAGUAACUUGCGAUAAUAAUGCGGGCACUUUUAUUAUUUGCAGUUAUGAUCCUGCUGGUAACAUCGUUGGCGAAAAGCCUUACUAAUACAAAUGAUGAUAUUAUUGUUGGUGGAAAUUCAGUACAGUCGACUUUACGUGAAAUUAAUAGUUGAGAGUCAUUAGAUGAAAAUUUAGUUAAAUCAAUCAAAUUAUCUAACGGUUCUCAGUUAUCAACUUCACGUGAAGUCGACUGCAUCUGAGUUUUCACCAUUAUUGUUAUGUCGUCUAUUUAAACUUUGAAUUGAUAUAAUACUGAUGCCAGUAUGAGUUCUUAAUUGUUAUUGAUUAAGAAGGUUGAUUUAGCAGUAAUAAGGCAAUAAUAAAAUCAUGAUGAAUUUAUGUGUCAAGGCUAGUUAUAUUAUCAGUUCAUCAUGUAUUACUCUUGUAGUGAUAUUCUUCCAUGUAAUAUGUUGGUAAAUCAGGUCAUAGCUCGCAUAAUUUGCACUCAUGAAAAUUGUAUGUGGUGUGUGUAAUGUUAAUUAUAAGUUAAAUA